Salvelinus namaycush (lake trout) is the source of this 984-nucleotide messenger RNA. RefSeq names its product zinc finger protein 239-like. Gene Ontology annotation, molecular function: DNA-binding transcription factor activity, RNA polymerase II-specific; RNA polymerase II cis-regulatory region sequence-specific DNA binding. The transcript is spliced from 2 exons. Gene Ontology annotation, cellular component: nucleus. Bases 14 to 781 code for a protein of 255 amino acids. Lineage: Eukaryota; Metazoa; Chordata; Actinopteri; Salmoniformes; Salmonidae. The record is from RefSeq and is a predicted model, not a curated record. Gene Ontology annotation, biological process: central nervous system development; regulation of transcription by RNA polymerase II.
AGUUAGCCGUAAGAUGGUUUUGAGAAACCUGGCCCUGAUUAACACUAGAGAGAGACGUGACAAUCGGGGAUCCUCUGGGGAGCCUCAACAACCUCAUGAUGCAGACGAGGCAGAGAAAAGUCCCUCCACAUCAGAACACCUCAAGAAACACCGGCAGAGACCCACAGGGAAGAGAACUCACUGCUGCUCUGACUGUGGGAAAAGAUUCACCUCUUCAGCCGACCUCAAAAGACAUCAGAGGAUCCAUACUGGAGAGAAACCUUAUAGCUGUGAUCAAUGUGGGAAGAGUUUUACUCAUUCAAGUAAUCUGAAAGCACACCAGAGAACACACUCAGGAAAGAAGCCUUAUAGUUGUGAUCAAUGUGGGAAGAGUUUUAUUACAUCUAGCUGUCUAACUAUACACCAGAGAAUACACACAGGAGAGAAAUCUUAUAGCUGUGAUCAAUGUGGGAAGAGAUUUGUUACAUCUAGCAGCCUGACUAUACACCAGAGAACACACACAGGAGAGAAAUCUUAUAGCUGUGAUGAAUGUGGGAACAGUUUUGUUACAUCUAGCAGUCUGAUACUGCACCAGAGAACACACACAGGAGAGAAACCUUAUAGCUGUAAUGAAUGUGGGAAGAGUUUUACUCAAUCUAGCAACCUGAUAGCACACCUGAGAAUACACACCGGAGAGAAACCCUAUAGUUGUAUUCAAUGUGGGAAGAGUUUUGUUACGUCUAGCCAUCUGACUCGACACUUGAGAAUACACACAGGAGAGAAGCCUCAUAGCUGUGAUUAAUGUGGGAAUGGUUUUGUUACAUCUAGACUGUACACCACAGAACACACACAGGAGAGAAACCUUUUCCCUGCUCUGAUUGUGGAAAGAGUUAUGUUUCGUCAGGAUGUUUAAAAUCACACCAGAGAACUCAUAGCUGUGAUCAAUGUGACGAGAUACUCUGAUAAAAGAUCUCUGAUUAAACAUCAGAAAAUACAUGAUGGAGU